GCGUGAGCCACGCGCUCAGCUGAAUGUUGAAGAGGUUACAGGGAGCGCGGCGUCACUGUGGGAACCAAGAGGCUGAUCUUCUGUCACAGGAGGUUUAAGUGAGUCGUAGUGCUGUCUCUCUCAGUCUCUCAGAAGGCACCACUCUGUUCUGAGCUCCACAAACGGACUCUGUACGUUUUUGAUCCUAUUUCUCGCUCACCGCCGCGCAUUCUGGCCGUCAGCAGCGCAUGGUGUUCGGCACUGCGGCUGUGCGCGCGCGGCUCCGACGGGGACGCUCUCACCGGUGCGCUCAUGGAGGGACAGGGACAGAUCAGUCGCUGUAAGAUCGUGGUGGUCGGGGACACUCAGUGCGGCAAAACGGCACUGCUGCACGUGUUCGCCAAAGACAGCUAUCCUGAGAGCUAUGUGCCCACAGUGUUUGAAAACUACACUGCAAGCUUUGAGAUUGACAAACACCGGAUUGAGCUGAACAUGUGGGACACAUCAGGCUCUUCAUACUACGAUAAUGUGCGGCCGCUGGCGUACCCAGACUCUGAUGCGGUGCUUAUUUGUUUCGACAUCAGCAGGCCUGAGACUCUGGACAGUGUUACAAAGAAGUGGCAGACUGAGGCUCAGGAGUACUGUCCCAAUGCUAAGCUAGUGCUAGUGGGCUGUAAGCUCGACAUGAGGACGGACGUCAGCACCUUGCGAGAACUGUCCAAACAGCGCCUGAUACCCAUCACACACGAACAGGGCAGUCUGAGGGCACGAGACCUUGGCGCUGUGGCGUACGCCGAGUGUUCAUCUCGUACGUGCGUAAACAGCGUGCGAGACGUCUUUCACAUCACCACUCUCGCCUCCGUCAGGCGUCCCGGCCUCAAACGCAGCUCCUCUCGCCGCACCCUCAAGCGCAUAUCCCAUCAGCCCCUGCUGCCGAUUAACUCCCGCACCACACCCCUCGAACCCUCCCCUACACUCAGGAAGGACAGAGCCAAGAGCUGCAACGUCAUGUAGAAAUAAAUGCAGCAAACCCAAAAACAAAUAAACACAGCUGUGUCCUGUCCUUCUAAUCUGGAUUUCUCACAGCUGUGGUCUGUUAUGAAAUUACAAUUCUAUGCUUCUGUGCUGUACAAAUGUGCUAAAGAAUGCAAGGCAGGACUACUUACUAACCAGUCGUUGUUAAUUAUUUUGUCACUAAAAGGAAAAACGAAUAGAGAUUUUAUGGGAUUAUAUGUAUGAGCAAGAUUUUAUUUUUCAUCUUUGAUUGAAGCUACUUGUGUUUUAUAUCAGUGGUACAGCCUCUCAGAUGUCCCAGUGUCAUAUGUAGAGUUAACUUGCACAUGUCUGAAUCACUACAAUUCUUAGUAACUCCGUUAUUCACCACAGUAACUCUAAUGGGAAUUGGCUGUCACAGGUGAUAGAGCUUCACUCGUACGGAAUUAUGCACUCCAGAAAACGACACUGGGUCAGAAUGCCAAAAAGGUCAUUUUAUUUCUGCACUUGAAGCCACAUGAUGAAGGACCUGAAGAAAACUGGCUGACAAAGUAAGAUAGACGUGUAAUCACAGAACUACUGAUGCCUGGAGCAGCCCUGAAGCCUAAUCAUGCCAUGAGAUUAACUCACUGACUCGUUUCAGACUCUAAAAUGGACAAUGCAGCUGAAGACUUUAAAGUUAUAAGGCCACACAAGCAUUAAGACUGACAUAGCCAACAUGACUUUCUAUUCAUCCUGUCUUAAACCUCUCUAUGGUUUUGCUUAAGAUGAGCUCACACUAAUUUUAUAUUUCUGCCCACAAUAAACUCUUUCAAGAGAGAGAGAAAAAAGUCAAGAAAAAGUGAUGCUGUUUCAUUCUGUGCUCAUUCACGCAAACAACAAAGGCUGGUUAUAGGCAACCGGGCGGCCGUUUCCACAGUAACUGCCUCCCGCCUACCGUUGUGAUGUCACAGCGGAACUGAGCUGUUGCCGUGGUUUCCGGCUCCUCCACACAACAUCUUGUUUAAGCUAAUGAACGGCAAUGCAGUAAUGUGCGCACACACUGUACACUGCAAGUCAGAUGUUUGGCCAUCCAUAGCACUUUGCAAUUAUUUGACGUGGGACCCAUUGAGUCAUACAUUAUAGCAUUGCAGUGUACAUCAUCACAUAAUCAACAAGUGCUUCACCCACAGCCAAGCUCAUACAAUACACCUAUAUAUUUAUUUAUUUUUUUUUACAAUUGGCUGAUUCACAACAGAUAAAAGAUGAUGGAAGGAAACUAUUAAACUGAUAAAAACUUUUCACAUCACAUAACUACAAAAAUGACAGCCAUGAUAAUGACAACCAUGAUACUAUCGAUGGAUGCCGUAGCUUAGUAGCUACGGUGUUGAACCACUGCUUGUAGGGUUGUGAGUUUGAAUCCUAGGUCCACCAAGGGUCCACUGCUGUCCACUGGUCCUUGACCCUCAAUUGUUCAGUUGUAUGAAAAUGAGAUAAAAUGUAAAAUUGCUCUGGAUUAAUGUUGUAAAUGUAACUCUUAAAUAUAGUCAAAUAUAUAUAUGGUAUUUCUAAUGAUAAAA
Tachysurus vachellii is the source of this 2531-nucleotide messenger RNA. It is a transcript of the gene rnd2, whose product is annotated as Rho family GTPase 2. Gene Ontology annotation, biological process: small GTPase-mediated signal transduction. Gene Ontology annotation, molecular function: GTP binding; GTPase activity. Bases 292 to 993 code for a protein of 233 amino acids. Lineage: Eukaryota; Metazoa; Chordata; Actinopteri; Siluriformes; Bagridae. The transcript has 5 exons. The record is from RefSeq and is a predicted model, not a curated record.